GACCCGAAAAAGAAAAGGGAAGUGGAACGUGACUCAGCAGAGUGUGAACGGCUGUUUGCAUACAGGAUCUCUGUCCGUCUGAGUUCUACUCCAGCAUGAGAGGGUUUUACUCGUGCUCUGUGGAGCUUUGCAUGGACAAAAUUAAGUGAACACGGAGACUUCACCGGGGCGAGUGACUCGAGCCGGAUGAUGGGAUUCUGCUGAGUCUGCGAUGAACAUUUCUGUGUGGAUUUAAGAUGCCUGCUUGCUAGUGGGUUUUUGGUACAUAACUGCUAUGGCUGUGUGACUUAGCAAACCAUGAAGACAGUUUCUGUGAUAUUCUUUACAUAAAUGACUCUGGAUUAUUUAACAAUGCCAAUCUGGUCUGCACAGGACCCCUCCCACGAUGGCCUUCGACUUAGACUAAAGAAGCCCGACUCUUUAUCUCCCAGUGACCACCAGUUGUGUCUGUAUUACUUCAUGGCGCGCGGUUGGAUUUAGACACUUUUCCGUCUCAGAACAGCUCCGUAUCUUUCGAACCACAUUUACUACCCUGGCCCUGGAGAAUGAUAUGUCCAAGGAAGAAGAGGCCCAUCAAAGAUGAGGACUUCUCCGCCAUCGUGGUGCCCUCCAUGAAGGGUCAUGGGUAUCUGGACUACACUAUCGAAAGUUACCCUAGUAGGGCCUUUCAGCUCAUGGAUGAGUUGCGACAGCAGGGUCUGCUCUGUGACCUGGUGCUUCACGUAACCUACAAAGAUACAGUGGUGGAUUUCAAGGUGCAUAAACUCGUGCUGGCCGCCUGCAGCCCCUACUUCAAAGCUAUGUUUACCAGCAACUUCAGGGAGUGCCAGGCUCCAGAGGUGACGCUGAGGGACGUGUGCCCGCAGGUGAUCAGCUGGCUCGUGGACUACGCCUACACGUCGCGCAUCACAGUCGGGGAGAACUGCGUCCUGCACGUCCUGCUGGCCGCCAUGCGCUACCAGAUGGAGGACGUGGCCAAGGCGUGCUGCGACUUCCUCACCAAGAACCUGGAGCCCCCAAAUGUCAUUGGGAUUACCCGGUUCGCAGAGGAGAUCGGUUGCAUUGAGCUGCGCCAACGGGGCCGGGUGUUUAUCAACAGUCACUUCAGCGAGGUUAUUAAAGAGGAGGAGUUUUUUGGCCUGACACACUGCCAACUACUGGAGCUGAUCAGCCAGGACAGCCUAAAGGUGCUGUGCGAGACCGAGGUCUACAAAGCCUGCAUCGACUGGGUGCGCUGGGACACGGAGGCUCGCUCCCAGUACUUCCACGCUCUGCUUAACGCUGUCCAUAUCUACGCCCUGCCGGCUAAAUUCCUUAAAAGGCAGUUGCAAUCCUGUCCCAUCCUAAGCAAGGCCAACUCCUGUAAAGACUUCCUCUCUAAGAUCUUCCAUGACAUGACCCUGCACAAACCCUUGCCCCCCACGCCACACCGAGGAACCAAGCUGAUCUACAUAGCUGGGGGAUACAAGCAGCACUCGCUGACGUCCAUGGAGGCCUUCGAUCCGAGAAAUAACACCUGGCUGAAGCUGGCACCAAUGACUCAACCUUGUAGCGGGCUGGGGGCCUGUGUGCUUUUUGGUCUCUUUUACACCAUGGGAGGUCGGAACCUUUCGAUGCAGAGCAACGUGGACUCAGAAGCGCUGUCUUGCUACAACCCCAUGACCAACCAAUGGACUGAACUGGCUCAGCUCAACACAGCCAGAAACAGAGUGGCCGUCGGGGAGCUCGAUGGGAGCAUCUAUGCUGUUGGAGGCUCCUAUGGAUCCACACAUCAUAACACUGUAGAAAGGUACGAUCCAGAGGCAAACAGAUGGACGUUUGUGGCACCCAUGUCAGUUUCGCGCCUGGGUGCCGGUGUGGCCGCGUGUGGGGGCGCUCUCUACGUGGUGGGAGGCUUUGAUGGGCAAAACCGAUGGAAGACGGUGGAGCGCUACCAACCAGACACCAACACUUGGCACCACGUGGCAUCUAUGAGCACUGAACGAAGUGGCUUAGGUGUGGUGGCUAUGGACUCGUACCUUUACGCAGUCGGAGGGUAUGAUGGACAAAGCCAGCUCAACACUUUGGAGAGAUAUAAUAUAGCCAGAGACGUAUGGGAGACCAUGGCAUCCAUGACCCACAGACGCAGUGCACAUGGAGUCACCAUGUAUCACGACAAAAUAUUCGUCUUCGCCAACAUGACAAGAUCGUGUCGGUUCCUCCUCUACAACAUCAGAAAGAUUCGCCCAUUUCUGUCCAUGGAAGCUACUCAGAUUCUGGUCCAGUCACUUGUAAUCUCACGGCUGGACGACUGCAACUCCCUCCCACCUGGCAGGAGCUCCUGUGUCCACUAUUAAACCCCUUCAACUCAUCCAAAAUGCAGCUGCUCACCUGGUUUUUAACCAACCUAAACGCCGCCACAUCACCCCACUGCUGCGUUCUCUUCUCUGUCUUCCUGUAGCUGCCCGCAUUCAGUUUAAAACACUGAUGCUCACCUACAAAGCCAAAAAUGGACCAGCCCCAAGCUACCUUCCAGGUCUAAUCAAACCUCAUGCUGUACCAUGCAACCUCCGAGCCACUAGUCUCGCUCGACUUGAUCCUCGAGGAAGACCAGGAUCAGGAUCAAGGCUCUUCUCUGUACCAGAACCCAAGUGGUGGAACGAGCUUCCGCUGUCUGUCCCAACAUCUGAGUCUCUCGCUGUCUUUAAAAAAUGAUUAAAAACCUUCAUCACUUCUUUACUAAACACUUAAGCAGAUUUGUGUUCUUGGACUGUUGUUUACUUAAUCUAGAGUAAUGUAAUGUUCACUAUGGAAGCACUUCUGUAAGUCACUCUGGAUAAGAGCGUCUGCUAAAUGCCGACAAUGUAAAUGAAAAUGUAAAAUCUUACAAAGGUCCUCUGUGUCACCUUAUAUUUGUCUUUUGAAACAGUUAUCUAUAAAUGAAAAUAUGCUGCUGUUACAUUCUGGUGUUUUAGUCUUAGGAAUAAAUGUCUGCACUUUUUUUUCCUU
This is a messenger RNA of Trichomycterus rosablanca, 2988 nucleotides long. It is a transcript of the gene keap1a, whose product is annotated as kelch-like ECH-associated protein 1a. Gene Ontology annotation, molecular function: protein binding. NCBI's taxonomy places the organism in Eukaryota, Metazoa, Chordata, Actinopteri, Siluriformes, Trichomycteridae. The transcript has 7 exons. The coding region runs from base 546 to 2336 and encodes 596 amino acids. The record is from RefSeq and is a predicted model, not a curated record.